CUUUGGCGCGGCGGCGCGCUCGGGCCGCCAAGCUGGCUCGUCGCAGGAGCCGCAGACGCGCGAGGCAGAUGUGGCCAUGAAGCAGGAAGGCCGAACGGCAGGCAGCAGCUCAAACUCGCGCCAGCACUCCGACGCCGCAAGAGAUGCACCUGUGCGUGGCCGCUCGGACGAGACAGCAGCUGCUGCUGCGCCCGCCAGCAAGAGCGGACCGAACUCGCCCAGCGACACGCGCAAGCGUCGCUGGGGCGAGCGCUUCGAGCAGGACCGCCAGAAGCGUCCACGCAGUGAUCAGAACGACGCACCCGCUGCCGCUGUGCAAGACGCAGCGCGGCCCGAGCCGAACCGUAGGCAGCCCGACCGAGCGUCGCAGAACGAGCGUCAAGAUCAGAAGCAGGCUUCAGCGCGCGAGUCUCGCUACCCGCAGAACGAGCGACGCGAUAUCGGCCGACCGGCAGAAGAGACCAACGCAGUCGCCUCGGCAUAUGCGAGGCGCAACGGCGCAGCACGCGGUGCGCCAGCGCCAACGUCGCAGCCUCCCACCGUGCAGCACGACAGAUCCAGCUAUCGUGCACCCGAAGCGGCGCCGGCUGGCUCGCGCUACGACUCCUACCGUCCUUCAGACGCAGCACCGCCAGCAGCGCCUGAGCGCGUCGAACCACGGCAGCGUGACACUUAUCCUGAGCCUAGCAACGGCUUCCGCGGGCCAUUCCUCUGCUCCGCCUCCCGACAGCGUCGCUGACCGCAGCCAAGGUCCAACUCGUUCGCCUCCACGAGGCGCUCCGGCAAGCGACAAGCGCCCAGCCUACGACGAUCGCCGGCCGUCGCGAGCCGCACCAGGUACUUCGGGCGCAGCGGGCGAGCCGCAGAUGCGAGUCUGGGGUGCACGCGCUGCGCCGGCCGCCGAGGCGCCCCUGCGUGACGCUCCGAUGAGCCGUGAGCCGUCUGCGCGAGAGGGUCCUUCUCGCGACGCGCCGGGCCGCGACUAUGCUGGUCCGCCGCCGUCUGCGUGGGGAUCCCGCUCGUCGUACGACGACCGCGCACCUCGAGAUGCACCCGCCCCUGCUGCGGGUCCUCGGAUCGACUCGCGUAUGGCCGAGCCAGCGGCUGUUGCGCGAGACCGGCGCAGCUACGAGCCGCAGACGCCUGCAGCUGUCGUGAGCCGGUCUGCAGAAUCUGCUCAGCUCGACUCGCGUGCUCCACGCGAGCCGGCUGGGCGCUCGCGCUACGACGAGCCGCCGCAUGCCUCUAUCGCUGCGGCAGGCUCACAGCGUCCGUCUGCACCGCGCCAGGCAUCAAAGUCUGGCUUCCGCGCCGACAACCCGCCGCCAGCUCGUCAUCCGGACCUUGAGCGUCAAACGCAGUGGGGGCCCGAGCAGUUGCCCGCAGAGGCUCGCUACGACUCGCGUCCAGCCAUGGAUGCGCUGCCGGCCAUGCGCGAUCGCUUCGCACCCGUCGAGUCCGCUCAACAGCGCGGCCCGCCUGGCGCUGGCGCUCCGGCCAUCAACGGCAUGCGAGCAUGGGGCGCACCGCGGGAGCCGCCGGCCGCGGCGCUAGAGUCUCGCGACGUUCGCGUGCCGCUGACCCGCGCCGCAACUACCCUCCGCACGAGGCGCCGCGCGCAGCGUACGGCCCUCGCGCUCAAGAGCCUCCUCGUGCGAUCAGUCCGCGUGACGAGUAUGCGCCGCGGCCAGCUCGUGAAGCGGGCCCUGGAGCGCCGCGCCAGUACGAUCAGCCUCGUGGUCUCGACUCGCAGCGAGACUAUCGCGCAGCGCCACCUGCGGCAUAUCCGCCUCGCGACGUCGAUCGGCGAGCUCCUCAGCAGGCGCCGAUGCGCGAGUGGGGUGCGCCGCGCGACCACUCCUCGUAUGCUCCUGCCCCGCCGCCGCAGCAGCAUGCGCCACGCGAUGUGUCAGGCGACAUGCGCUCCCUCGCCGAGCGUGAGGCGGCGCUGACUCGCAAGGAGCGCGAGCUGCAGGAGCGCGAACGUGCGAUCCAGCAGGCGGCCGCCUCCGUUCCGCGUCGAUGAUGAUG
Tilletiopsis washingtonensis is the source of this 2031-nucleotide messenger RNA. RefSeq lists its product as hypothetical. NCBI's taxonomy places the organism in Eukaryota, Fungi, Basidiomycota, Exobasidiomycetes, Entylomatales. Bases 144 to 1952 code for a protein of 602 amino acids. The transcript is spliced from 5 exons. The record is from RefSeq and is a predicted model, not a curated record.